This is a messenger RNA of Peronospora matthiolae, 1179 nucleotides long. Lineage: Eukaryota; Oomycota; Peronosporomycetes; Peronosporales; Peronosporaceae. The record is from the annotation of a GenBank genome assembly.
AUGCGGCUGCAUCCUUUCGUAUUCCUCGCCGUUACUGCGGCUCCAGCCCGCGCCACUGGUCCUGCAACGGUAUCGAACUCGUCGUUGACGAAAAAAAACAUUACGGCCAGUGACCCUCUCUUUGUGAAUGGCACCAAGGACGCUCCUGCCGACCAGCACGUGAGGGCUCAAGAGAACAAGAGCGCUGAAGAGAGACUUCCAACACCGGAAAUAGCAGAGGUCGUCCCUGUGUCGCUAAACGAGAACAUGAAAGCCAUCAUUUCCAAGCUUCACGGCACCACUGACAAGCAUGGUUCCAUCCCAGCCCAGUGGAGUCUACUCUCUACGAGAGAUGAGAAGGUCUUUGAGCAUGUAUACUCGGAAACCUUGCUGGAUUUUAGAGAGACAGACUUGGACGUACUGAGCGCCAUGCUUGUCACGUAUGAAACCGAGUAUCAAAACGUGAUGGUCAACAAGUUUAAGGAGUGGAUGAAUGAUCAGAAUCCAGAGGAUCUCGUCAAAGUCCUGACGAAAAAUGACUUCUUUGAAGACUUUCACUGCGCAAAAGUGCAAGCGUUGGAGCAGUUUCUCGUGGAGCUAAACGCUGAGAAGGGUACGACGCACACGCUGGUCGGCACGAUCUCGGAAGGCCUUGGUGGUGAAGAUAAAUUGGCAUACAUGCUGUCGCUCGCAAGGCUAAGUCCCUUCACUAAGAAUGCGGCGACUUCGAUUCAACAUAAACUGCUGAGCAGAUGGAAAGAGCAGGGGAAGCCCAUCGAAGGUGUUGUCGAGUUGCUGGGCCUUUCCCCGCAAAAAGAUCAGACUGUGCGUCUUACGUACGAACAGCUAAAUACGCUGGUCGAAUACGGUAAGCUGCUGCUGGAAGAGGAGCCCGUACACGAAGCCCUUUUCUUCGUGGUUCGUUAUCUUAGAAAGACAUUUGGCGACGACGUUAUCGUACAGGCGAUCACGGAUGGAUUGGAGCAUGUUCAAUCUGUCAGGGCGUAUCUUCGUGAAAAGUACGGAGUCAAGAGCAACAAAUUGGAGGGCGUGAGCGACACAGAGACACAGCAGUACGGUGGAAGUCCCAGUGACCUCGAAAGAAUGCUGUAUGCGCAGUUGAAGAUGGUAAAGAAGACGCCAGAAACGUCGGAUGGGAGCCCCUCCGAGCUGUCUGAGAUCCAAGCCAAGCACCUUUGA